This is a messenger RNA of Phytophthora megakarya, 3027 nucleotides long. The record is from the annotation of a GenBank genome assembly. Lineage: Eukaryota; Oomycota; Peronosporomycetes; Peronosporales; Peronosporaceae.
AUGCAAGUGCAGACACAGUGGCAGCAGCAAGAUCAACUUCAAAAGCUGCAGUUGCGGAAUGAACAGCAGAUCGAGCGAUGCCUGAAGCAGCAACAGUAUGGCCUUUUGGAGAAUAUGCAAGCACUAGCCGACAGGCUCUUUCAGCUGGAGAGCUUGAAGCCUCAGACUUCUGAGUACGAGCAGAGACCCAAGCCUAGUUCACAAUAUUCGAUGUCUGAACAUUCUGAAGCUCUGAGAUCUUCAAGCCCGAAGCAAGAAACCUCGAUUUCGAGAGUCCAUUUUGAAGAAUCCCUUGAGCACGAGAAACAGCGCAUGCAACGUGAGUUUGACGAUAAGCUGGGUCAACAGGCUCAGAGCGCUGAUGCGGGCCAGAAGAACUGGCUGACGAACACUCAAAAUGCUCUGGAAGAACGCGAGCAAAUGCUCAAUUCUCAAUGGUACAACUUCAAACAGCAAUUCAAGAAGCGAGAAGAAGAACGGAAGCUUGAGACGGAAGUGAUGGCGACCGGCAUGCAAAAUCAGAUGCUAACGGUCCUUCAAGCCGCCCUCUCCCAGAUUACCCCCAAUCUGGCAACAGGUAUGCAGUCUGAGUCUUCGAGUUCCCCUGAUCCAGCAACUAUGAAUCCAGUACGAGCAGUCGCCGUCAAGAAUAGUCAGACACCCAUCGUGGGCUCGUCACCGACGGUGGCAUCUGUCCAACAGAGCGAAAUCAAGUGCGAGACACUUCCUGUCAAGAGAGCUGCCCGCAAAGAGUCGUCAAGUACCUCACAGACUCCACCCACCGCGAGGCAAACGGAAACACAAGGUGCGAGAAAGUCUGCCGCACGAAUGGAAGAGGCUACAUCAUUGUCGUCGAAGAGGUCACAACCGAAGAAGGCGAAGAAGAAGUCUGACCCUCCACCUGACGACCCGGAUGAUCCGGAACCCAGUGAUAGUGACAAUGAUGUUGGUCGAGGAGGAAGCUCUAAUUCUAGUGAUGCUGAAGGGCUUUCGAGUGAAGAAGAAGACAUCGGGAUGACUACGACGACGAUACGGCCGAUGGAACAGCUAUAUGGAAUUGUAGACUCUUUAUUGGUCACACUAACCUGGAGAAGUUUGACGAAAAAGUGUCCAGGGAUAACCGAGUCAAUUGGUGGGAGCGAUUCUCGGAUAUGGCAUCGCAAGGAUCCUGGUCAGAUACGAUACAAACUCGUCCGUUUAGGAGCCGAAUGUCACAGCGAUCCGGGACUGGUCUACGCAGUUACCCAAAUCUACGCGUCACGAUUGGGAACAAAUGUCACGCAGAUUCAGGAAGCUGUAUAUUGGUACUACAGGCUCCUACUCCGAAAGAUGAUCAACCACGAAACCCCCUUGCAGUUCUUUUAUCGUCUGAAUGCGGCGGCGGUCAAGGCUGAGGUCAAGUUUAAGUCGAGCUCAAGCUACUCCUUUAGAUAUUCGAUAAAUAGCAAGGAACCAGUAGGCGCGGGGCGCCCUACCGGUAAUGCAGUCACGCGUGUCUACAACGGACACGCGGUAUUGAGGACGGCAGACCCCAGUGAGAGGGAAUCUCACUGCAGAGUGCCAGGUGACAUGCCAAACCUUGUCAUCUUGAAGUUCAAGUCAAUGACAAAGAGAGAGGACUCUCUUCGGGUAUUGGUGGACUCGGACGCGUCGAACAACUUUGUUCGACAGCAAUGUUUAUCGUUGUUGGACUUCGAGGAGGAGCAUGUGCCUCGAAGUCAGUUGGAAGUACGAUUGGCAACGGGUGCCAUCUUGAAGCGCGUAAUUCGCGCACGCUUCUCGUACAAACACCGGAUGUUCGUGGAAGAACUUCUCGUCCUGGACUUGGGCAUGCCGUGGUUUGCACGGCAUGAUCCUAUUAUCGACUGGGAGAAGCGUAUGGUCGUACGCUUCGGACGCCGCAGCGCAACAGAGAGCGAUGGACCGGUUAGUGCAGCAGAUACACCUAAGGAUGCAUCCGAACUUCCUAUAAAGACAGUGGCUACUACCGCUGUCUCCAGCCGUAGCGCGCGGGGCGCGCGAGCUGUGACGACUCCAGGAGUCGUUGACAGAAAAGGAGUGUCUGGUCAGGGACUAGACACUGCCAAGAAAUUCUCCGCCGUAAGGCGUAGAGGUGACGACAAUGCAUCGACUCCGGGAGUCGAUGCGACAAGCUGUGUGGACGGUUGCAAUCGUCCAGCACUGAAGCUUGCGUGCUGUCGUGCAGCCGGGCUGCACGAAGCAGGGCGUGAUCAAGCCGGGCUUGAUGAGACGUGCCCGCAGAUACAAGAACACGCCGGCGACCGCCCGCAGACUGGAAUGUCUGCCGGUGGUAUUAAGAAACAUUCGUCCAUGGCGGGGCCUGGACGAAAAGCAAGUGAAUCCGGGAUUCACAAGAAGAAGCGACGGCGCAAGCACAACACGCUGCGCAAGUCUCGGUCCAGGACCGAGAUUCUUCAAGACCCAAGAGCCGACAGUACGUUGAACGUCUUGACACGAGCUUGUGCUGGGUAUCAGUACAAGAAGGUGAAGUUGGAGAACCCUCCGAACGAUACGUCGGAGUUGACCUUGCUUCCAGUCAUGAGCUGGAAGCGCUUCGCAAAGGACCUGUACGAUGGAUGCAUCGAACAGUUAUGUAUUCUUUCGAAUCGCGAAAAAAUGACAAGCGAAGCAGAGGAGUUGAGCCAACUCUUCGCUGGAAGCGCCACUGAGAGCGAGGACACUCUCAGUGCCAAGACCAAGAAGGAGCACUUCGAGGAGCAGACUGAAAUUCUGCGAGAGCACAAGGACGUGCUCCCGGACGAGAUCCCUGCGGAGCUUCCGCAGGACAAGGGAAUACAGCACGAUAUUGAUCUCGUGCCGGGUACGAAGUAUUGCGUGACGCGGGAGUGGUCACUGCCGCGGAAGCAAGUGAAGGCGAUCGACGACUUCUUCGAAAGUCGUCGCAAGGACAAGUGCGGGAAUCAAAGUCCCCGCACAGCGCACCAACGUUCUGUGUCAAGAAGCCACAUGGUGCUUGGCGCAUCGUUCACGCGUACUAUAAGCUGA